Molecule: messenger RNA, 969 nt
Organism: Colossoma macropomum (tambaqui)
Lineage: Eukaryota; Metazoa; Chordata; Actinopteri; Characiformes; Serrasalmidae
Product: extensin-like
Exons: 1
Coding region: 1-969 (322 amino acids)
Source: RefSeq, a predicted model, not a curated record
AUGCCACACACAAUCCCCCACCACCACACCCCCAGCACCCCCAACCCACACCCCCCCCCCCCCACCAGACCCCAAACAUCCCCCCCACCCAACAACCCCCACCCCCCACCCCACCCAAGCCCCCCAUGCAUCAUCAACACCAUCAGCCCCCAACGCACAGCCGCCCACCCCCACCCACCCCAACACCCCCCCCCCCAGCAUACCCCCAACAUCCCACACAGCACAACCAGCCCACCAUACACCAAAAUGUCACAUACAACCCCCAAAUCAUCCCACAAGUCCCCCCCUAAUCACUGCCCCUCCCAUGACCAACCAUCAUACACCACACCCACCCCCCACAAAUCCCCACCCAACCAACAUACAUCAAAACAGCAAGCCGCCCCAAUCCACAGCCAAGACACCCGACACAAAUCCCAUGAUUGCCCACCAGCCCCCAGCACCCACAACCACAAGCCAUCACCCCAUCCCCAUCAUCCCCCCCAACCACCCAGCCCCAAUCAACUCACAACAACCACCACCCCAUCACAUCACAAACCCCCCAGCCCCCCACCACCAUCCCACCACCACCAUCUCACCCCAUCAGAUGCAGAAACACACCAUACCCAUAAGCACACCAUCCCCCCCCCCAUCACAACCAUCCAUUACACAGCCAUCCCCAUCAACAUCACCAUUCCAUCAGACCAGCCCCAUCCCCCCCAGCAAAUCCCCCAACACCACACCAAUUCCACCCCCCACCACCACCUCACUCAUCACCAGCAUCCCACCCCACUCCCCACCACCCCCCCCCAUCCACCAUACCACAGCCCCCAAUCACCCACCACAGCAGCAUUCAGCCUCCCAAUCCCCCCCACCCCCAAGACAACCCAACCCAUCACAAACAGAUUCCCAUCAUACACCCCCAGCCGCCCCAACCCCAUACAGAACAACACACCACACCCCAACCACCCCCACCCCACCCCCCCACAAUAA